CACUGCCAAACGUUUCCCUCGACUCUGCUGCGGGAACCUUUGUUUUACCGCUGUCGGAGCCGGGUGAUGCGCGGACCGGUUCGAAAGGAGCCACCGGGAACGGACCGAGUGGCGGGGCGGAGCGCUUCUCUGCAAUUUGACUAAUUUUGGAUUCGGGGCCUUUUUCGCCUGUCCUGCAUUUCCAGACGUGUCUGUAAGGCGUUAAUGUAAUCCAAAGCCGAGUACUCCGUGGAGGAAUCGUUCUUCUAGGUAUCAAUCCGUUGGUCAGCAUCCAGUAAAACAGAUUGUUCUGGAUGUAAUAAACCAUUGUACACUUCAACUACAUAAAAUUAGGCCAAUAGAAAGGUGUUUGCAAUGGCUGCUGCUGUGAACUUGGAACUUGAUCCCAUUUUUCUGAAAGCACUAGGUUUCUUACAUUCAAAGAGUAAAGAUUCUGCUGAAAAGCUAAAGGCACUGCUUGAUGAAUCCUUGGCUCGGGGCAUUGAUUCAAGUUAUCGUCCAACUCAAAAGGAUGUGGAGCCUCCCAAAAUUUCAAACACAAAAUCUAUUUCUGUUAAACAAGAGCCAAAAACACCAUCCAGUCUUCCUUCUGGUAAUAAUAAUGGCAAAGUCCUUGCAACAGAAAAGGUAAAGAAGGAAGCUGAAAAGAGACCUGCUGAUAAAAUGAAAUCAGAUGUCACUGAAGGAGUUGAUAUUCCAAAGAAACCUAGAUUGGAGAAACCAGAGACACGAUCCUCUCCUAUUACUGUCCAAACAAGCAAGGAUUUAGCUAUGGCUGAUCUUUCUAGUUUUGAGGAGACUAGUGCCGAUGAUUUUGCCAUGGAGAUGGGAUUGGCCUGUGUUGUUUGUAGACAAAUGACAGUGGCAUCUGGUAAUCAAUUAGUAGAGUGUCAAGAGUGCCAUAAUCUCUACCACCAAGAUUGCCAUAAACCCCAGGUGACGGACAAGGAAGUGAAUGACCCUCGCCUGGUGUGGUACUGUGCCCGAUGUACCAGACAAAUGAAAAGAAUGGCUCAAAAAUCUCAGAAACCACCACAGAAACCAGCCCCCACAGUUGUUUCUGUAGCUCCCGCUGUCAAAGAUCCAUUGGUUAAGAAACCAGAAACUAAACUCAAACAAGAAACAACCUUCCAGGCAUUCAAGAGAACAGAAGUAAAGACACCUCCAGUUAUUUCAGGAAAUUCUUCUAGUACCAGUGUUUCCUCUUCAGCAACUAGUGGCCUAAAUGCAUGGCUAGCUUUUGGAGCCAAAACUUCCUCUGCCAGUCCAUCAACAGCAAAAUUGAGUUCAACAACCCAAAACAAUAGUGGAAAACCUGCUACCUCAUCAUCUAACCAGAAGCCUGUGGGUUUGACUGGUCUUGCAACAUCAACCAAAGGUGGAAUAGGUUCCAAAAUAGGUUCUGGUAAUAGUACUACACCCACUGUACCAUUGAAACCCCCUCCACCUCUAACCUUAGGCAAAACUGGCCUUAGUCGUUCAGUUAGUUGUGAUAAUGUCAGCAAAGUAGGUCUUCCCAGUCCCAGUAGUUUAGUUCCAGGAAGUAGCAGCCAAUUAAGUGGAAAUGGAAAUAGUGGUACAUCAGGACCCAGUGCAAGUACUACAAGCAAAACAACUUCAGAAUCCAGCAGCAAUCCUUCAGCAUCCCUUAAAGGUCCAACAUCACAAGAAUCACAACUCAAUGCUAUGAAGCGAUUACAGAUGGUCAAGAGGAAAGCUGCCCAAAAGAAACUCAAGAAGUGAUAUGACUAACCAGGUUUUUAUAUCAUUUUACCCUAAAGAUAAAAAGGUUACUAUUAGGAUAUAAACUAUAAUACACUGUAAUUUAAUAAAAAUCUUGAUUAUCAAAUUUCUAUUGCUUCUUACCUUAAAAUGCUAAAUAUUAUUUAGCAAAAUAUGAAAACUUUUUAAUUUAAAAUUAGUCCUUAACAUUUUUAUUUCAUUUAUUUCCGUAAUCUGUGAAAGUAAUAGUUAGAAUGACUAAUUCUUGAUGAGAACUUCAGAAGAUUGAUAUGGUAUAUGCAAAUUUAAAGAAAAAGAAAUAGCUCAUUUAGCAAAAAACCCAAGAGUUAAUCCUGCUGAAUGUGGUGCCUUGUGAGGUAGCAGGGAUGACCCAAUGUAAAGCUUUCUUGUUCUUUCCCCAAUAUUCUGAGUGCUUCAUGUCAGUUGUCAGCAUCGUUUCAACUGACUUCCUCUCUCCAAUUUUUUCAUCAUUUUUAAAAUUAAUUUUUUUGUAAUUAACAUCCCAUAUUGCUCUAUUGUAUCUUUACCUUUUUUAUCCUCCUUCCAAUUAUUUCAGGAUUUAUUUCUUCCAAUAGAUUUUAAACUCAUGCCCUUUUAAUACAGUGUUUUUCUCUCAUUACCCACUUCCUUCCAUAUUGCCAAUGUAAUAUAUGCACAUAGUAUAUAGCCUAUAAAUUUUGAAUAUUGACUCAUCCUGGUUAUGCACAUUCCUGAGAACUGAGUAAAAUAUCCAUUUCCAAGAGUCUCUGUGAAUGGGAAUUUAUGACUUGUUUACACAGUUUCUUCCUAUACCAUGAAAGAAAAGGAAGUUUUUACUACUCAAAAAUGUUAACAGCAUUUUGCCUAAUCUUAAUUGUUGUUGUUAUUAUUUUGGUACCAGGGUUUGAAGCCAGGGGUACUUAAUCACUGAACCACAUCCCCAACCCUUUUUUCUAUUUUAUUUAGAGACAGGGUCUCACUGGGUUGCUGAGGCUAGCUUUAAACUCAUGAUCCUCCUGCCUCAGACUCCCAAACUACUGGGAUUACAGGUGCGUGCCACCACAUGCAGUACCUAAUCUUAAUUAUAUAAAAUAAGUUUCUAUACAAUGAUUAAUUCUUGACAGUGUUUUGUACAUUUUUAAGUCAAAAAGUACUUAUAAUUUGGAUUUGUUUGUCCCCCAAGGUUUCAAGUGUUGGAAGCUUGAUCCCCAAUAUGGCAAUGUUAGGAGGUGAUAGGAUCUUUAAGGGAAGGAAUCUUAGAAGGAGGUCAUUAGGUCAUUGGAGACACUGUCCUGGGAAAGAAUUGAAGUUCUCAUGAGAGCCCUGAGCUCUCACAGAGUGUGGUGUUAUAUUAUAAAAGCCUGAACCUGACUCCUGAAUCACUCUCUGGUUUCCUAUAUUGUGAAGUAAUCUCUCCCUCUGGCAUGAACUCCAAUCAUGAUGUCAUCCUCCACAAAGUGAUGCAGCCAGGGGAUCUGUUGUGGAAGCCUGUGACAUAAUUUUGGACUUUUAGUCUCCGAAAUUAUGAACUAAAUAAACCCUUUCCUUAUAGAGUUGCCUAGUCUUGGGUAUUACAUUAUAGCAACAGGAAAAAGUAGCCAAUACAGAAGUAUGAAGGCUCUGAAUUGUUGACUUAUAAACUAACAAAUUAUCCUCCCAUAAUUUUACAUGUAUCUUAUGACUUAAGAGAGAAAGUUUUCUGGACCAGAAAAACUAUUAUUCCCAGCAAAAUGUAGCAGCCAUUUAAUAAUCCAUGAAUACCUCAUUUCUUCCAGAAAGUAUAACUCCAGCAAAUGCCUACAUUUACAAGACUGUGAGUAGCAUUGUUUAUCAGCCUUCAUGUGUGCUACGAAAUUUUCAUUCUAUCAACCACUGAUCUCAAACUCUUUUCCUUAAACCGUAGGUUUUUCUAAUUUUAAAAUAUAUUGAUAAAUCUUCUCUGUAAAGAUAAAACUCUUAAAUUGAUUGCUGUUUUUCUAAGGAAAGAUAAUUUUAAACUGUUCUCUUAAAUAAUGGUAGUAAAUUAUUCAUAGUAAAUUAGAAUCAAACAUUAAAAUAAUCCUAUUACAUGUGAAGUAAAUAUCUAUUCAUACAUUAAAAUAUUCCUGCAGAUGACUUUGUUUUGAGAAACAGAUUCCUGUUGAUAAAGCAUCAAUUUGGCCUAAUCUCCAAAUCUCCAUUAGGGUCAAAAAGACAUUUUAAAAAAUCCGUCAUCAUUUGUUUAUAACAGAGAGCCAGUUUGGACAAACUGAACAAAAUGAUGUCACAAGCUCAGCUGAACAAUCAUAACAGUUAAUGUCACUUCUGUACCUGUAGGAAAUUAACACAGUAAUACUUAGUAUAGGUUGCACAUGGGCAUUUGAAAUGAAAAAUUUUAUCCCAUCAUAGAAAAUAUUUGCUGGAUAGAAUUGAGAAGAGAAGCACGUGUUCUAAUUUCUGUUGCACUUCAGAGAAGACUUUAGCAAGUAAUUUAUCUUUCAGUGAAUGUGAUUCUUUGUAUUGACAAUAUAUAUGUGUGUGUAUUUUUAGAAUAUAUGCAUAUGUGUAAUUACACAUCUGAUAAGGCAUAGAAUUCAAUUUGUUGUUUUUAUAAACCUAUACUUGGUAGCAGAGCUUAGCUGUCUCUAGUUCUUAGAACUUAUUUUUGCAUAUCACAGAAUGAGAUAGACUUUUUAAGCUAUGCAGUGAUGAAAGUAAAACUAGUAUUUAUCAUUUUAUUUAUUUUGUUCUAUAUACUUUAUUUCCCCCACUCAAACUUUUUAAAGAUGGGUUUUUUUGUUUGUUGUUUUUAGAUAUACAUGACAGUAAAGUGUAUUUUGACAUUCUAUACAUACAUGG
This is a messenger RNA of Sciurus carolinensis (gray squirrel), 4560 nucleotides long. It is a transcript of the gene Ints12, whose product is annotated as integrator complex subunit 12. Lineage: Eukaryota; Metazoa; Chordata; Mammalia; Rodentia; Sciuridae. The record is from RefSeq and is a predicted model, not a curated record. The coding region runs from base 355 to 1743 and encodes 462 amino acids. The transcript has 9 exons. Gene Ontology annotation, cellular component: integrator complex. Gene Ontology annotation, biological process: snRNA 3'-end processing.